Messenger RNA from Scophthalmus maximus (turbot), 3516 nucleotides. RefSeq names its product homeobox A9b (gene hoxa9b). The transcript has 2 exons. Gene Ontology annotation, molecular function: DNA-binding transcription factor activity, RNA polymerase II-specific; RNA polymerase II cis-regulatory region sequence-specific DNA binding. The coding region runs from base 1239 to 1997 and encodes 252 amino acids. Gene Ontology annotation, biological process: DNA-templated transcription; proximal/distal pattern formation; regulation of transcription by RNA polymerase II. Gene Ontology annotation, cellular component: nucleus. The record is from RefSeq and is a predicted model, not a curated record. Lineage: Eukaryota; Metazoa; Chordata; Actinopteri; Pleuronectiformes; Scophthalmidae.
CUGCCUUGAUUACCUCAGUAAUACUCGUCGCAUCAUGAAAAUCACUAUUAAUCAUUGCUUUUAAUUUUUUUGGUCGUAGUUUGGCGCACGACUCAGAAUCAACACUGGGUAUUACAAAAAGUGCAAUAUUGUGUUUUAUCGUUGUGUGUAAAAUACUUUAGAUGAUUUCAAAAAUAUACAUCUUUAAGUGGGUCCUUUUCCAAUAUGAAACCCAUGCUACGGUUGUGUAUACAUAACAUGUAUCUCAACAUGAUGAGAUUUAUUUUCAGAGACACAAGGUUAUUUCGCGGUGUGUGUUAUUAAAUUUGUGAAGGAUUUCCGAGCGCGCGUGUGAUCCAAACAGCUGGGAAUGAAGAUGCAGGGAAAUGAGAGGAUUUAAGGCUUGUGUGUCCAGGAGAGGAGGACAGACAAGGCCUCGGUUAUGACCAUUGCAGUCUGCCAGUUGCCUUCGUCGUAGGAAGCGCCGGAUGCGUCUGCUCGGCCCAGAGAAAGGACACAAAGGCCGAGCUUUAUUGGUGAUAUUUAGCUGAGACAGCCAGGUUGUAACCUGAAGAAAAACAACCCAAUUGCCCGUGAUAAAAGGGGACCGUUAUAUAGCACCCAAAUAACCUCACCCCACUUUCCGUUUUAGAUUGCCUUCAAAGUGGAGCCUCAGCCCUGCAGACGCAGCAUUGUGCAUCUUGGAAACUGGCCCUUAAUAUGUUUAGAUAUGGUAAAAACCCAGAGGUCCUUUAAACACGUCUUUGCAGCCAAGAAAAAAAAAACCCCACCAAAUUUUCUUUACAAAGUAAGAUUUUCAUAGAAGGAGAUGAUUAAAUUAUCACAGGCUGACUUUUUCAAUACGAUCAUUACAUCACAACUAUGUUCGUUUACACCAACAUCAGAUCUCGUGGCAAAAUAUUUCACGUUUAUUGCUUAUAAAACGAAAAUAUUUCCCAAUAAAGACGCGGGGAUUUGCUAUUAAAAUGUGGUGGGGGAAAAUGGUGGCCAUUUAGUUGAGCAGCAGGCUGAUUUAUUAUUUAUUGUUCUGUCCCACGGUCACGUGUUCGGGGCGCCCUAUCCAGUCUUGGGCAAGGUUCAACUUGCUCGAUGCAUUGAGCUCCAAGCUGGUGCAGGAACGCAGCGCAUUAUACCAUGCAAUGAAUCUUUUUUUUUUUUUUUUUUUUUUUUUUGGGCUAAAGGUUGUAUAGGACUGUAACACGUUCUGUUUUGCUUUUGCAUUAUUCUUUUUUUUGGCAAUGUCGGCGUUGGGGACGAGUUACUACGUCGACUCGCGUGUUCUUCCCGAGCAGGAAGAUAUGGCACCGAGGUUCUCAUCAGCCGCAGGGGUGGAGCAGGCGGUGCUCACCGAAUAUGGCGGACAGGAGUCUUGUCCUCUGCAGGCGAAAUCUUCUAUUUUCGGCGGAUCUUGGAGUCCCAUGUCGGCCCACCCUCCGAACACGGCGGCGCCGACCUACAUACAUCACCACCACUACGCGAGCGGGGACAGCGAUGGCAUGUUUACGCGCUCCUGGGCGAUGGACCCGGUCUCCGCGUCCCUGUGUUUAACGGGAUUACCGUCGGCGGCCAUGCACUAUGAGAUCAAACCCGAGCCUCUGAUUGGGAGCGCCGAAUGCACAACUUUGGAGGCGCACACACCUCUUUUGUCUGACAUUGAAAACGGAGCGUCCCUGACGGAGAUUCCCUGCGAAACCACAUCCGCGUCUAAAGCCGCCGACGACAGGCCGUCAGCAGAGGACAAGAGGCAGAUAGACGCAAAUGACCCGUCGUCCAACUGGCUUCACGCGAAGCCCACCAGAAAAAAACGCUGUCCGUACACAAAGCACCAGAUCCUCGAACUGGAAAAGGAGUUUCUGUUUAACAUGUACCUGCCGCGGGACCGCAGGUACGAGAUAGCGCGGGUGCUGAGUUUGACCGAGAGGCAGGUGAAAAUCUGGUUUCAGAACCGCAGGAUGAAGAUGAAGAAGGAAAACAAAGACCGGCGGAGAGACAGUUAACGUGUCUGUGAACUGACGGUGGAGUAGAGUCAGGGGGGGGGGGGGGGGGCUCUGUCCUUAAUAUUCCUGAGCUGUUAGACAUAUUGUUGUUGACUUUGUGUUGUGCUGGAUGUUUUGUUUCGGUUGUUUUUCGACGAUCUCCAGUGUUUGGUGUUUGUGAGGGGACACCGUGUCUCGUCAGAGUUUAUAGAUGUCGUCGUAUAUCUGGCGCACACAGAUAGUGAACUGUAGGCCCUUUGUUAUCUGCAUGGAAUUCAUCCUUGACGUUACCUGAAUGUCGUUACGCUAUAGGCUACCUAUUUUUUUGUAUUAUUUUUUAUUUUUUGCAUUGUUUAACUUAUUGUUUUUGCAACUUUAGAUGUUUUAAUCCAUUUGUGAAAAGAAAAAAACACUGUGCACAUACUUAAAAUACCUCGUCGCUCUUGGUUUCGUCCCAAAAUAAAGAGUAGUUUGUGUAGCAAAUUAAUUCUCAUUAAUUCGUCAACGCCUAUUUGCUUAAUAUUAAGACAAAGGGUGUAAUUUCUGACAUAUUUUUACAAAAAAACAUAAACCCAUCAAACAGUACAACUUGUUUAAUUUUCUGCACUUUUCAACCUUUUUAAAACUAUUAUGGACACGAUUAACAUUUUUACUUCUGCCAUCGAAAAUUAAUUUAAACUGCAAAAAAAGUUUUACCACAGGAAGAAAGAAAAAAAAGAUUAAAGUCUUUUACUACGUCAGCUGGUUUGUAACUACUGAGCUUUAUGGCGCCAACAAACCAAAUGAGCCACAAAAACCUCCCAAGGCCUGUCCAGACUUUUUUCCCCCCUUCAGAAAUGCUUUUGUCAACUCUACUGCACUUCUAACAAUAAUAAAAUAACAUUUAAAAAAACAAUUUAAAUUAAAUAAUUAUUUAAGAGCUACAUAAGUAAUACAUCAUAAUAAUUUAAACGAGAGAGAAAUGUAUGAUUUAAAAUUGGACAAUGCUAUUUAAAGACUUCACGCUGCCUGUUUUACAGAACAUUGAAUGUAAAUAUGAAACACAUGAAUAAGCACUGGUUCCUUCAAGAUAAACACAUUUUUUUCUCCAGAAAUGACAGGAAAGUCAGGAAGCGGUGCAGGGGACAUUUAGAUUGACAGCCAAACACAUUUGAGCCCACAUGUAUGGAUUAUUUUGCACUCAGUUACCAGCAGUAUUCUGGGUCAUAAGCAAUAUUCUUUGUAGGACAAUCUCAGCCUGUAUAUUUAUUUAGACGCUCUUCUGCAAUAAAUCUCAAUCACAACUUCGGCUGUUUAUAAGGUGCAAGAAGAGCGAAGCAUGUCGAGGCUGCAGCUCAAAGAGGGCAAAGAGUCAAAUAUGUAAUAUUACUGUAAGAUAGGCCUCAAGCAAGCAGUGGACUCCCGCUCACACACACACACAGACACACACACACACACACACACACACACACACACACACACACACACACACACACACACUGUGGGCGGAGGGUAUGGUGGGAUUGUAUGUCCUAAAACGUCUAAUUACUUUACAGCCGUC